AUCUAUUAUCUCCAGUGUGCAGAGCCACCGGAGAAUGACAAAUGAGUAGGAUACACAGCACUAUAGCUUCUGCAUCUUUUCCUAAACUAACGGACAACAACCCUUCUGCAAAUGUCCCAAACAAACCCCAAAUUUGGUCAGCUACCCCUGAGGAGGUAUGAAUACAAGCAAGAGUGAAACAGUGAAAGAGCAUCCAUUGAAACCUUCUAGAAGAUCUAUGCCAUGCCUCGUCCAGAGCCAAACACAUCCUCAGAGCCUGAGCAAGCAUUCUUCAUUCCUGCAGCCAAAUCGUGUACAGCCACAGCCUCUCAGUGCAGGGACAUCAACAGCUACAGUGGAUGUCGUGUCAGAACGAGCUAAAGUGGUGGAGACUUUGGAAAACAACUUGCUUAAGUUGUCUAAUACAGAAUACAGUGAUCCAUUUUUAGAUGUAGGGAAGGACAAAGAUACUUAUACAGAUGAUUCAGAACAUGGGAAUUAUGAUACUCGUACAGAUCAAUCGUUGCUUAUUCAAAGCAAGCUCACCAGGCAGAAAACAGAACCUCGAACUAAAUCAUCUUUAAAGAGUGAUGCCAUGGCAUCGUCAGGACUCUUCUUCAAAGAUGGCAAAAAGCGCAUUGAUUACAUCCUGGUCUACAAGAAAUCAAGUCCACAGGUAGAAAAAAGAAGCACAUUUGAGAAGAAUUUGAGAGCAGAAGGGCUGAUGUUAGAACGGGAGCCAGCUGUUACAAACAGUGAUAUCAUGUUUGUUAAAGUUCACUGUCCGUGGGAGACGUUGUGCAAAUACGCAGAAAGAAUGAACAUCAGGAUGCCUUUCAGGAAAAAAUGUUAUUACACUGACUGGAGGAGCAAAACCAUGGGCAGUUUGCAGAGGAAUAUGAGGGAGCUGAAAAGUUGGUUGCCCAGAAACCCAAUGAAGCUUGAUAAGGAGGCCCUGCCUGAUCUGGAGGAGACAGAUUGCUACACAGCACCCUUCAGCCGUGCUCGCAUCCACCAUUUUACGAUAAACAACAAAGAUAGCUUCUUCAGCAAUUCCACAAGAAGUAGAAUCGUGCAUCACGUGCUACAGAGAACUAAGUAUGAAGAUGGAAAAUCCAAAAUGGGUAUUAAUAGGUUACUAAAUAACGGAACAUAUGAAGCAGCAUUUCCACCACAUGAGGGAAGCCACAAAAGCAGACAUCCCAUCAAAACACACGGAGCACAGAAUCACAGACACCUCUUGUAUGAGCGUUGGGCACGGUGGGGAAUGUGGUACAAAUACCAACCUCUUGAUUUAAUCAGGCGAUAUUUUGGUGAAAAAAUUGGACUGUAUUUUGCCUGGCUGGGAUGGUAUACUGGGAUGCUUAUUCCUGCUGCCCUGGUUGGGCUCUUUGUUUUCCUCUAUGGAUUAUUUACAAUGGAUUCCAGCCAAGUAAGCAAAGAGAUCUGCGAGGCAAAUGAAACCAUCAUGUGCCCUAUGUGUGAACGCAAUUGCACACUACAGAAACUCAAUGAAAGCUGCAUCUACGCCAAGGUUACACAUUUGUUUGAUAAUGGAGGGACUGUCUUCUUUGCUAUUUUCAUGGCAAUUUGGGCUACAGUCUUUCUAGAGUUUUGGAAAAGGCGGAGAGCCGUGUUAACCUAUGACUGGGACCUCAUAGACUGGGAAGAUGAAGAGGAAGAGCUGCGUCCCCAGUUUGAAGCUAAAUAUUCCCAAGUGGAAAGAGUAAAUCCCAUCACAGGAAAACCUGAGCCUUUUCAACCUUUCCCUGAUAAGCUCAGUCGACUGAUGGUGUCUGUCUCAGGAAUAUUCUUCAUGAUCUCGCUGGUCCUCACUGCAGUGUUUGCAGUGGUGGUGUAUAGGCUGGUGGCCAUGGAGCAGUUUGCUUCUUUCAAGUGGUAUUUCAUCAAGAAGUAUUGGCAGUUUGCAACCUCUGGCACUGGAGUCUGCAUCAAUUUUAUGAUCAUCAUGUCACUCAAUGUUGUGUAUGAGAAGGUUGCCUAUCUCCUGACAGACUUAGAGCACCCUAGAACAGAAUCUGAAUGGGAAAACAGCUUUGCCUUGAAAAUGUUCCUCUUCCAGUUCGUCAACUUGAACAGCUCUAUCUUCUACAUUGCCUUUUUUCUUGGCAGAUUUGCAGGCCGCCCGGGAAAGUACAAUAAGCUUUUUAACAGAUGGAGGCUGGAAGAGUGUCAUCCUAGUGGCUGCUUGAUAGAUCUGUGCUUGCAAAUGGGAGUUAUUAUGGUUUUAAAACAAAUGUGGAACAACUUCAUGGAACUAGGCUAUCCUUUGUUACAGAAUUGGUGGUCACGACGCAAAAUGAAGAGAAGAGGGCAAUCAAUGGAGAAUAAAAUUUCUCUACCUCAGUGGGAAAAGGAUUGGAAUCUGCAGCCUAUGAACCUCCAUGGUUUAAUGGACGAAUAUUUAGAGAUGGUUUUACAGUUUGGCUUUACCACCAUCUUUGUUGCUGCCUUCCCAUUGGCACCUCUCCUGGCACUGCUGAACAACAUCAUAGAGAUCAGGUUGGAUGCGUACAAGUUUGUCACGCAGUGGCGCAGACCCAUGCCUGCCAGAGCGACAGAUAUAGGUAUCUGGUAUGGAAUUCUGGAAGGAAUUGGAGUUCUGGCUGUCAUCACCAAUGCCUUUGUUAUUGCCAUUACUUCUGAUUACAUUCCACGUUUUGUCUAUGCAUACAAAUAUGGUCCCUGUACAGAUCAAGGGUACAGACAAGAAAAAUGCUUAAAAGGAUAUGUCAACAGCAGUUUAUCAGUAUUUGAUCUGAGUGAACUUGGGAUGGGAUACUCAGGAUACUGUCGGUAUAGAGACUACAGAGCCCCACCAUGGAGUUCAACUCCAUAUGAAUUCACUUUGCAGUUUUGGCAUGUCCUGGCAGCACGGCUGGCCUUCAUCAUAGUAUUUGAGCACCUUGUUUUUGGAAUAAAGUCCUUCAUUGCCUACCUGAUUCCAGACAUGCCCAAAGACUUGUGCGACAGAAUGAGGAGAGAGAAAUACUUAGUCCAGGAAAUGAUGUAUGAGGCUGAACUGGAACAUUUGCAAAGAGAAAGGAAAAAGAACGGGAAACAGUAUCACCACGAAUGGCCUUAGUCACUACUGUGCUGCAACAAAAACACUGUUUGAAAUGGAAGAGUGUGGUUGCAAAACGAAGUCAGGGUCGGGCACCGGCGUGGGAGAUCCGCUCGUGGUGUAUAUAUGUUCUUGCUGGGCAGUGCAGUUGCAGACUUUGGUGGGCACUGGCAACCAGAUGUUUCCAAUGAUGGCAGUGAAAAGCCUUACCUGUAACUGGUCUGUCUGUGGUGAGCUCCGAGGAGAACUGGCACUCAGGAACGUGCAGUCAGCUUGGACACUGGUUUG
Molecule: messenger RNA, 3352 nt
Organism: Neopelma chrysocephalum (saffron-crested tyrant-manakin)
Lineage: Eukaryota; Metazoa; Chordata; Aves; Passeriformes; Pipridae
Gene: ANO3
Product: anoctamin 3
Exons: 27
Coding region: 158-3085 (975 amino acids)
Biological process (GO): chloride transmembrane transport
Cellular component (GO): plasma membrane
Molecular function (GO): protein dimerization activity; chloride channel activity
Source: RefSeq, a predicted model, not a curated record